Molecule: messenger RNA, 6240 nt
Organism: Lates calcarifer (barramundi perch)
Lineage: Eukaryota; Metazoa; Chordata; Actinopteri; Centropomidae
Gene: rasgrf1
Product: Ras protein specific guanine nucleotide releasing factor 1
Exons: 27
Coding region: 410-4180 (1256 amino acids)
Biological process (GO): positive regulation of GTPase activity; Ras protein signal transduction
Cellular component (GO): plasma membrane
Molecular function (GO): protein binding; guanyl-nucleotide exchange factor activity
Source: RefSeq, a predicted model, not a curated record
UAGCUCAGCACCAAGCCUACUGGUUUCUGGAGAUUUCAUGUGAGAAAAGGACAAACCCCGAACCCCUUUUCACUCUAAUCUUGCGUUGUUUAGACUGCUUUUUUUCGUCUUCCCUGUUUUUUUUUCUUCACACGAUCGGAAAAUGUGGACCUUCAAAGCGCUCGGAGUAUGACAAAAGAUUUUAGGAUGCUGGACUUGUGCUGCUCGUUUUGUUCCUCUCUUUUUACUUAAAUGCCAACACGGUGAAUGCGUCGGACAGAGUGGACAAGCUGCUGCUGCUCGAGGUCCGCAUUCAAAAAAAAAAAAAAAAGUCAACAUCUUGUCUUUCUUGAUUUGAUGUUCCUCCGGAGCGACUUCAGAAGGAUGUAACGACCGAUCCACCUUGUGCAGCCGAAGUCUCCUCAUCAAAAUGCAGAAGGGAAUACGACUUAAUGAUGGUCAUGUCACCUACCUGGGGCUUUUAGCAAAAAAGGAUGGUACAAGACGAGGGUGCUUGAGCAAAAAGAGCUCAGACAACACGAAAUGGCACACAAAGUGGUUUGCUUUGUUACAGAAUAUGCUCUUUUAUUUUGAGAACGAGUCCAGCUCUCGACCCUCGGGAUUAUACCUGUUGGAGGGAUGCAUAUGCGACAGGGCGCCUUCUCCGAAACCUUCACUGUCAGCCAAGGAGUGUUUGGAAAAGCAGUACUAUUUCACUGUCAGCUUCACCCAUGAAAACCAAAAGGCGCUCGAGUUACGUACAGAAGAUGUAAAGGACUGCGAUGAAUGGGUGGCUGCAAUAUCACACGCCAGUUACAGAAACUUGGCCACCGAGCAUGAGACUCUCAUGCAGAAGUAUCUUCAUCUGCUUCAGAUUGUGGAGACGGAGAAAACAGUUGCUAAGCAACUUCGACAACAGAUAGAAGAUGGGGAAAUAGAGAUUGAAAGGCUUAAGUCAGAGAUCGCUGGGCUGCUCAAAGACAACGAAAAGAUCCACGCCAGCCCUGCAGCCGCCCCAACUGAGGAUGACUCGGAAAUCAAGAAGAUCAAAAAAGUCCAGAGUUUCCUGCGAGGCUGGAUCUGCAGGAGAAAGUGGAAGACCAUCAUCCAAGAUUACAUCCGCUCACCACAUGCAGAGAGCAUGAGGAAGAGGAACCAGGUGGUGUUCAGCAUGUUGGACUCGGAGGCCGAGUACGUCCAGCAGCUUCACAUCCUGGUGAACAACUUCCUGAGGCCACUCCGCAUGGCCGCCAGCUCCAAGAAACCACCCAUCACCCAUGACGAUGUCAGCAGCAUUUUCCUCAACAGUGAAACUAUCAUGUUUCUACAUCAGAUAUUUUACCAGGGUUUGAAAGCCAGAAUAGCGAGCUGGCCAACAUUAGUGCUGGCCGACCUGUUCGACAUCCUGCUGCCCAUGCUGAACAUCUACCAGGAGUUUGUGCGGAACCACCAGUACAGCCUGCAGAUACUGGCUCACUGCAAGCAGAACCGAGACUUUGACAAGCUGCUGAAGCAGUACGAGGCCAAGCCUGACUGUGAGGAGAGGACUCUGGAGACCUUCCUCACCUACCCCAUGUUCCAGAUUCCCCGCUACAUUCUUACACUCCACGAACUUCUGGCCCACACGCCCCACGAACAUGUGGAGAGAAACAGCCUGGAUUAUGCUAAAUCUAAGCUGGAAGAGCUUUCCAGAAUCAUGCAUGACGAAGUGAGCGAGACUGAGAACAUCAGGAAGAACCUGGCAAUAGAGCGAAUGAUCGUAGAGGGAUGCGAGAUUCUCCUAGACACCAGCCAGACGUUUGUAAGACAAGGGUCUCUUAUCCAGGUGCCGAUGAGCGAGAAGGGCAAGAUCACCCGUGGGCGACUGGGUUCUCUGUCUCUGAAGAAAGAGGGGGAGAGGCAGUGCUUUCUCUUCUCCAAGCAUUUAAUCAUCUGCACCCGGGGUUCUGGGGGAAAGCUUCAUCUUACCAAGAAUGGAGUAGUCUCACUUAUAGACUGCACUCUUAUGGAGGACCCUGAGGGGACAGAUGAUGAGUCCAAAUCAGACAAGAGUGGCCAGGACAUGGAGCACCUGGACUUCAAGAUUGUCGUGGAGCCAAAGGACAGCCAGUCAUUCACAGUCAUCCUGGUGGCCUCCUCGAGGCAGGAGAAGUCUGCAUGGACCAGUGACAUCAGCCAGUGCAUAGACAACAUCCGGUGCAAUGGGCUGAUGAUGAAUGCCUUUGAAGACAACUCCAAAGUCACAGUUCCACAGAUGAUCAAGUCAGAUUCAAGUCUGUAUUGCGAUGAUGUGGACAUCCGCUUCAGUAAGAUGAUGAACUCCUGCAAGGUCCUGCAGAUCCGCUACGCCAGCGUGGAGCGCCUGCUGGAGCGACUGACGGACCUCCGCUUCCUCUCCAUUGACUUCCUCAACACGUUCCUGCACUCGUAUCGUGUGUUCACUACCGCUGAUGUGGUGCUAGACAAACUCAUCACCAUCUACAAGAAGCCAAUCAGUGCCAUCCCUGCUCGGUCCCUGGAGUUAUUCUUUGCCAGCAGUCAGAACAGUAAACUCCUGUAUGGAGAGCCUCCCAGCUCCCCCAGGGCCAGCAGAAAGUUCUCCUCCCCUCCUCCUCUCGCUAUCGCCAAGAACUCAUCCCCAAACCGACGGCGCAAGCUCUCCCUCAACAUCCCCAUCAUCACUGGGGGCAAAGCUCUUGACCUGGCUGCCCUCAGCUGCUCCUCAAACGGCUAUGCAAGCAUGUACUCAUCAAUGUCCCCGUUCAGCAAGACCACCCUGGACAUCAAUAAACUCUACGUGUCCAGCCCCAUCACGAGCAAAAUCUCAGAUGAGGGGGAGGACAAGAAGGACAAGGUCGAAGAUACCUCAGUGUGCAAACAAGAUCUCUCAGUACGAGAGGAAAGUGACAAUGAUCAAAACCAGAGUGAUGAUGGGGACCCAGAAGCCUCUCCUACCAAGUCACCAACCACUCCUAAAAACGUUAAAUGCAAAAACUCCUCAGAGUUCUCCCUGUUUUCCUACAACAAUGGCAUGGUGAUGUCCUCAUGUCGAGAGCUGGAUAAUAACCGCAGUGCCCUGUCUGCUGCCUCUGCCUUUGCUAUCGCUACAGCGGGAGCAAAUGAGGGCACCCCUACCAAGGAAAAAUAUCGGCGGAUGUCCCUCGCCAGCACUGGAUUCCCGACAGAUCAGAGAAAUGGAGACAAAGAGUUUGUGAUCAGACGAGCAGCGACAAACAGAGUUCUGAAUGUCCUGAGACACUGGGUGUCCAAACACUCUCCGGACUUUGAGAGUAACAAUGAGCUGAAGACGAAGGUUAUUGCCUUCCUGGAGGAAGUGAUGCAUGACCCUGAGCUGCUGACCCAGGAGAGGAAAGCAGCAGCCAACAUCAUCAGGACUCUAACUCAGGAAGAUCAUGGUGAUAGUCAGAUCACCCUUGAGGACGUGACGCAACUGGUGGGAGGAGGGAAGGCUGAGCCCUUUGAGAGUCACUCUGCACUGGAGAUUGCAGAGCAGCUCACAAUGCUGGACCACCUGGUGUUUAAGGUCAUCCCAUACGAGGAAUUCUUUGGACAAGGCUGGAUGAAGAACGACAAAAAUGAGAAGACACCAUACAUCAUGAGAACAACGAAGCACUUCAAUGAUAUAAGCAACCUUAUUGCCACAGAGAUCCUGCGCUGUGAUGAUGUGGUCACAAGGGUGGCAGUCAUAGAAAAAUGGGUGGCUGUGGCUGACAUCUGCCGCUGUCUCCAUAACUACAACGCCGUGCUUGAGAUCACCUCCUCCCUCAACCGCAGCUCUGUCUUUCGCCUCAAGAAGACCUGGCUCAAGGUUUCCAAGCAGACGAAAGCAUUGAUAGACAAGCUGCAGAAGCUGGUCUCAUCAGAGGGGAGGUUCAAAAACCUGAGAGAGGCUUUGAAGAACUGUGAUCCCCCCUGUGUGCCCUAUCUGGGGAUGUACCUCACUGACCUGGCUUUCAUUGAGGAGGGAACGCCUAACUACACAGAAGACAACUUGGUCAACUUCUCAAAGAUGCGGAUGAUUUCUCACAUCAUAAGAGAAAUCAGGCAGUUUCAGCAAACAGCAUACAAGAUUGACCUGCAACCAAAGGUAGCCCAGUAUCUACUGGAUAACAGUUCUGUUCUGGAUGAAGAAAGCAUGUACGAAGCCUCACUCAGAAUUGAGCCUAAAGUGCCCAACUGAUGGGGAAGGUGGUCCUCCACGUUAUUUUCUCUGUUAAUAUUACACAUCAGUUAACAUACACAUCAACUUUUGUAUAGUUGUACAUGUUUAAGAUAUUUGCUCUUCUGUACAGUAGAUGUUUAAGGUUGUUUGAUGACAUAAAAACAUUUCAGUGUAUAUUUUUUGUUUGUUACAGUUGUCAUGACGCACCUGCUUUAAGAAAUCAUUGAAAUUUCUUUUGGGUUAUUUCAAGCAUAAUAACAGAGGUCACUUUGGUUGCACGUAACUGUGUCUUCUUUGUGACCAAUGACAUUAUUUUGCAUCAUCUCAUACUGUAUCAACUUUGCACUUUCUGAGCACUCAUGCUGCCAGCCAUUGUUCUCUUUGCUUGAGUUUUACUGAUGACUGAAUUUCUCUGCAACCAAUGUAGCAAUGUAAAAAUGUAACUGCAUCAAAUCAGGUAAAAGAGCACAGAGAAUAUAACUGUAUUUAAUGCUGGGGAACAAUGAUCAGUGGAGAUGACAGCAAGGUAUCUGAAGCAAGCAACUGCUGUGCUUCCCAUGCCAAAACAAGGGGGAUUUGUCUCUUCAUUUCUGCUCACUACUCUGAAGACAGGGGUUCCCAACCAUUUUUGAACUGCGGACCAUUUUUAUAUUGAUAGAAAAUAUACUGUCGUUGUGUACCAGCCCAGUGGAACCAACCAGGGACAAAACUAAACAGAAAACAAAGUUCUGUGACUUAAACCGACUCUAGACUGUUGCCAGACUAGUUACCUCACAUGCUCAGAACCCUGUAAAUUAAGAUUAAAAGUCUACAACCAUGCUAGCAGCUCUGUGAGACUGUACUUGGGCAUAGCAGUGGUUUGAGCGAAAUGCCAACGUUGGUGUGCCAACAAGGUCAUACUGACAAAGCUAACAUGAUGAAUGUUUACCAGGUAUAAUGUUUACUAUGUUCACCAUCUUAGAUUUGCAUGUUAGCAUGCUAAUAUUAGCAAUAAACACAAAGUCCAGGUUAGGCUGAUGGAAUGUCAUUUGUUUUGCAGAUUAUAUAAACCAAAUUAUUGAACAAAUUGAAAUGCUGACCCAGCACAGGCAGCGACAUGAACAUCUGAACCAAAUUUCCUGGCAAUCUAUCUUAUAGUUGCAGAGAAAUUUUACUCAAAACUAUAAAUGUAAAAAAGUGCUAUGUCAUUAGCCUUUAUCCUUCUAUGCUCUGUGGAUACACAUACUAGAUUUCAUGGCAGUUCAUCCAUUAGUUGUUGAUAUAUUUCAGUUUAGACCAAAGUGGUGGACCCAGAGGCCAACAAUGCAAUCUCUAGAGCCAUGCUGCUAGUAUGGCUAAAAACCAAUAUACUGUUUUUGGGAAUGUGACAAGGGGUGAUGAAAAAAUGUAGCAGACUGUGCAAACAUAGCCUAUAAUGUUUUAGAAUUAUUCAGCUUUUCUUGCAUUUUCUUGCAGGAUCAGACAGUUGCCCAGUAGCAAAUGCUCUGAGGCCCAGUAAUGGUCCACAGCCCUGGGGUUGGGAACCUCUGUUCUAUGAUACAUGUCUUCAUUAACCUAACAAAAUUUUAUUUUACUUUUAAUUUAUUUAUUUGUAAUGCGAGACUCCUUUUGUAGCCUGUUGUCACAUGAGGUGUCCAGACUCACCUUAGACACCUUCAGUUCAUUUCGUAUAAUCAGAUAUAAGCUGUGUAACAACAUACAGUCCUAAAGAAGGGUUACAUCUCUUCACUUGAUUGAUUUGAUGUGAUUUAAGGUAAGAUUGAGUCAUCUGAAUUUACUGUUACACUUGGAGUACACCAGUACAAUACAGUGAGUUUUCCCCUUAGUCCAAAUAUUAUGUUCCGUCUUUUUUUUUCCUUCUUUUUUUUCCAACAUAAACUCAUGACAAAAGCUCAUAGUAGUGGUAAGUGUUGUACCUUCAGGUUUGGCGAUACUUCUGUAGAGUAAAAGGUUGUUGCUCUUCUGUAAUUAAAAGACAAUCUGUCCUUUUUGCUGUUCCAGUGAUUGUGGAACGUGACUGUAUAUCACUCUGUUAUAUGCAUUGCUGUUAAAAACUAUGAUAAAACAUAUGUGAAUGA